UUCUCCUUUAUUAAUAAACAUCUUCAAGUGCUAGCACUCCUUCUUGUGCUUCUUAUAGCACUAAAAAUGUUAUCUACUCAGGUAAUGAACCACCUGCAGGAAAACGGCCAAGAAUGCCACAGAAAUGCCAUUGUCUUCUUCCUUCAAAGGCCAUUUCUGUGUGUGCCAUUUGUCUUGCCACAAGAACAGAUUCCUUGCUGGGGCUUCAUAGCUGCCCUCCUCUCAUCAUCUCUAGAGAUAAUGGACUCAGGAGCUCACUUGCUGCUUUGCUCAGGUUCUCAUUUCAAUGUAUUUUACCAUCAAGUUGGGCAGAGAAAUUCCACACAAAAACCAGAUGCCUUUUUGCAUUCAUUUGUAUUUACUUUUCCCCAAAUAUGGCAUUUCUGAACAUCCUUUUGUUCUUUGCGUGCAUAUUUUUUCACAUCACAUCAUUUUCAAAAAUUUUACAGUGAAGAAGUUGGUGUCUUUUUGUUUUCUUGGUUUAAAGAGGAUAGUAUGCAAAUUGAACACUUAGUUGGAUCUUAUGUAUUUUCUGCGCUGAAUAUUGUGAAAUGUGACAAAAUGUGUCAUCUUUAUGCAGGAGACAUCCAGUUUUCGACUACGUCAUCUCCAAAGUUUGUAUGAGUUUGUAUCACAAGCAACAACUGAGCUAAUUUGGCUAAAUGAAAAGGAGGAGGAAGAGCUUGCCUACGACUGGAGUGACAACAACCCUAACCUGACAACAAAGAAGAGUUACUUCUCAGAGCUGACAGAGGAGCUGGAGGAGAAGCAGGACGUGUUCCGUGCUUUGCAAGAUUCUUCUGAGCUGCUCUCAUUGGAGAAUCACCCCGCCAAGCAAACAGUGGAGGCCUACAGUGCUGCAGUUCAGACGCAGUGGCACUGGAUCAAGCAGCUAUGCUUGUGUGUGGAUCAGCAUUUGAGGGAGAACACCGCCUACUUCCAGUUCUUUGGUGAUGCCCGGGAAUCUGAGAUGUUCUUGAAGAGCCUCCAGGACAACAUCAAAAGGAAGUAUUCUUGUGACCGCAAUACCAGCCUGACCCGCCUGGAGGACCUGCUCCAGGAUUCCAUGGCACAGGAUGAAAAGGAGCAGCUCAUCCAGUCCAAGAGCUCUGUGGGCAGCUUGGUGGGGAGGUCCAAAAGCAUCAUCCAAUUGAAGCCCCGAAACCCCGAGUGCCCUUUGAAGAACACCAUCUCCGUGAAGGCGGCUUGCGAUUACCGCCAAAUUGAGAUCACGAUCUGCCGCAACGAUGAGUGUGUGCUGAAAGACAACGCUCAGCGAACCAAAUGGAGAGUGAUCAGUCCCGCUGGGAAUGAGGCCACGGUGCCCUCUGUUUGCUUCUUGGUUCCCCCUCCCAACAGAGAGGCCAUCGAAAUGGCCAGCAGAGUGGAGCAGCUCUACCAGAAGGUGAUGUCUUUAUGGCACCAGCUGCAUGUCAACAUGAAAAGCCUGGUCUCCUGGAAUUAUUUGAGGAAGGAUAUCGCUUUGGUGCAGAGUUGGAACCUGGAGAAGCUGCGGGCUCUGGCCCCAGGAGAAUGCCACCACACCAUGAAGAACCUGCAGAUGCACUUUGAAGACUUCUUGGAGGACAGCCGAGACUCAGAGAUCUUCUCCCUGGCGGAUCGGCUGCACCUUGAGGAAGAAGUUGAUUCGUGCAAAGAGCAUUUUCAGCAGCUUUUGCAGUCCAUGGAAAACGAGGAUAAAGAUGAGACUGCUUCUCGGACUUACCUCUCUGAGCUCAAGAACAUCCGGCUUCACCUGGAGGAAUGUGAGCAGCGGCUGGUGGGCACCAUCCGGACACCAAGUAGCACCAGAACUGAUGGGGAUGCUCUGCAGGAAAAUACUUUUCGAAUGGCCGAGCAGGAGCGCCUGAAGGGAGAUUUGCACCACUUGAGAGUCGACCUGGAUCAACUGACUGAGAGAUGCCACAUUUUUCUGCACAAGUCUCCCACUGGGUCAAGCACCCCACAGCUUCAUUCUGAGCUGAACCUUCUGGUGGAAAAGAUGGAUCAGGUCUACGGACUCUCUGCAGUCUACCUGGACAAGCUAAAGAUGGUUGAUGUUAUCAUUCAGAAUACACAAGGAGCUGAACUCUUGGUCAAAGGCUAUGAGGUGAAAUUGAGUCAAGAGGAAGCUGUGCCUGCAGACGUCAUUGCCAUUCAGUCCCACCGGACCUCCUUGCAGCACUGGAUCAGUGAAGUGAACACCAAGAAGGCUGUCUUUGCAACCUUGGAGGAUGACUUGGCAAAAGCCAAGGGGGUAGCGGACCAGCUGUACCGCUUGAAGCAGGAGCGCAGCCUGGACCUGGAGCACUACCAGGAGAAGGGGGCUCAGCUGUGGGAUCGCUGGCAAAGAGUCAGCCUGCAGAUGGAGACACGAAAAUCUGAUCUGGAGAAUAUUGAGGAUGUUCUCAGGGAUUAUCGGAACUGUCAUGGGGCACUUGUCCGGUGGAUUGAGCAGACCACAGUCCAGCAGGAGCUGAUGAAGCCUGGACAAGCAGAGGACAGCCGGGUGCUCUCAGAGCAGCUCAGUCAACAGAUGGCACUGUUUGCUGAAAUAGAAGCAAAUCAAGCCAACCUGGACCAGUGUCAGAAGCUGUCGCAGCAAUAUUCAACUGCUGUCAAGGAGUAUGAGUUGCAGCUCAUGACCUAUCGGGCAUUUGUGGAAUCUCAGCAAAAAUCCCCCUUGAAGCGCCGGCGUGUCCUUUCCUCCUCCGAUGCCAUCACACAAGAGUUCAUGGAUUUACGGACACACUACACAGCCCUGGUCACAUUGACUACACAACAUGUGAAGUACAUCAGUGAUGCACUCCGGCGCCUGGAAGAGGAAGAAAAAGUUGUAGAGGAAGAGAAACAGGAACACAUGGACAAGGUGAAAGGACUCCUGGGCUGGGUCACAAGCUUCAAACAGAGCCCACCAUUCAGAAGCAUCUCACCCACAAAGAGGAAAAUGCUGGGAGAUAUUGAGAAGUCCAUUUUGGAGCAGCAGGGCUUGAAUGACGAAUUGGCUGCAAAGAAGGAAGAAGUGUCAGAAGCUAUAAAAACUACUCAAAUAUUUCUUGCAAAGCAUAACAACAAGCUUUCUGACCAGGAGAAGGUACAGAUUUCAGUCCACUUGGAUGCGCUCAAAGAAACGUAUGACCAGCUCUGCUGUGAUUCCACAGAACAGCUUCAGCAGUUGCAGAGACACAUGGCUCAGGAGAUGGCACAUAAGGGAAAUGAGGCUAUUGCUGGAGUUCUAGAUCUUUGCACAAUGGAAGUCUUCUCUAUUUUUGACGCCAUGCAAAAAGGUCUCCUAGACCAAGAAACAGGCCUUCUCCUCUUGGAAACUCAGGUGAUCACAACUGGUCUGAUGAUUCCCAAUGCCAGGGAAAAGCUCUCGCUGGCAGAAGGCCUAACAACAGACAUAAUGAAUGGCAAGAUCUACCAACAUUUAGAGGAAAUGCAGGAUGCUGUCCAGCUGGUCAAGAACAUCCAACUCAAAGGUAGCCCAUUUCAUCCUGUUGUUGCAGCCAUUGAAAAUGGAAUCAUCAGUGAAAAUACUGGAGUAAAAAUAGCACAAAUACAGCUUCUAACUGGAAGUUUUAUAGAUCCUUCUAGCCAUGAGCAAAUUGGUUUAGAAGAUGCUCUUCAAAAAGGCAUCAUUACCAAUCAUUUUCAUCAGAAGUUGGUGUCUAGUCUGAAAUAUUGUGAGGAGGCUUUGACUGACCCAAAUUCAGCUGAGAAAAUUAGCUUCAAUGACCUGAUGCAGCAGCGUGUCUCUCACCAGGAAACAGGACUGAAAUUGCUCCCAAUAAAACAGGUGUCAGGUGGGAUGGUGAGCGUCCAGUCAGGCCAAGAAGCAAGCAGCUUCUGUGCAGUUCAUGAAGGACGAGUAGAAAAGGAAAUGACAAUGGAAUCACCAGAAGCCCAUCUCUUUGCUGGUGACCUUGAGGACCCCAAAAGCGAUUGCCAAUUAACUGUGGAUGAAGCUGUAAGACAUAACUUAGUAAAACAAAAACUGGCUUGUGAUCUUCUGGUCAGACAACUGCAGACCGGGGGCAUCAUAGAUACCCUUACCGGAGAGAGAUGUUCACUGCAGAAAGCGAUAGAGGGAGGCCUGGUGACAUCAAGACUUGCAGUGAUGAUCCUGGAAUCCCUUCAUUCAUUUAUAGGACUUGUGAGGCCUGAGUCAGGAGAGAUCGUGCCUGUUAUCAAUUCUCUGGAGCAAGGUAUCCUAACUUCUGAGCUGGCUGAUAAAAUUUUAAGAGGCAGGCAAAACAUCAAAGCACUUUUUAAAGCUGAGACUAAUGAAAUAUUUUCAUGGAAGAAAGCUGCUGAUUGUGGAAUCCUGAAUAAAGAUGUUGCCAAAACAUUAAAAUCAACUUGCCUCCCUGACUUCAUUCCAGGGAUUCCCCUUUCUGGCCUCUCAAGCAGCUUCCAAAGGAGAAGUUCUUCCUAUGCUCAACCAGCAGAUCAUGGAGAACAAAACAAGGGUCCCUUAAGAAGCUGUGAAGAAAAGAUGUUGUUCUAUUUGAUGACUCACAGCUAUGUAAACAUCCACAAUGGUGAAAAAUUGCUUCUGGUAGAUGGAGAGUUAAAUAGCCUGUCCAAAAUCCUGGUGCCAGCAAAAGAAAAUGGCUCUAGCAUUGACCUCUUAGAAGUUAGCAAAAUGCAACCCAAAGAAUGGUGUGAGGCUGUUGGCAGGAAUGCCACAACUGAAGAAACUGGAUCCCACAAUGAAAUAAUUUUAGAGAAACUCUGGCUUAAUUCAUCUGCAUCAGAAAACAAGCAGGAACAAAAUCUGCAACCCCACAUUUCUCUACCUAGCAAAAGAAUUGAAUUGGAAAUUGGAGAUAUAAAUGAAUUUGUGAAUGUGAAGGAACAAGAAACUGGAGCUGAUCUUGCAGGAGACUUCAAAAGUGAGAUGGAUGACCACAGAAGAGAGCAAGGUUUGAUGAUGAUACAGAACAAGAGUCGGAUGGAGCUGCAAGAAUGCAAGUCCAAUUUUGAAACAGAAACUAGGAAUACAGAGGUUAAGUGGGAAGAUGACAAGCUUGAAAAACAACUAUCAGAAGAGGAAAAGAUGACAUUGAAAGAGCAAGAAAGAGAAAUGGGAAAAAAUGAUGUCAGACAAAGAGAUUUGAGUGCUGACAGUUUGGAAAAGAUGGAAGAAUCUCACAUUUUAGAAAAGGAAGUAGUAGCAGUAGAUAGGCCAGAGGCUACCAACUGGUCAAGCAUGGGAAAAGUGCAAAAUGGAUCAAGAGAUUGCCUUUUUAUUCAAGCCGAAGGGAAACCUGUAGAUGGACAUAUUAAAAGGGAGCAGUUGCCCACAGACAAAAGAGUUGUUCCUAUCUAUCAAAGUGCUAGUUCUGUAUUGCCAAAACUAUCUGCAGAAGACAGCACCCUGAACGUAUUGUUAAUGCAGCUGCAAGAAGGUGGCAUAAUUCAUGAACAGACAGGGAAGAAAAUGCUCCUGAAUGAGGCCAUUGCCUGCGGAGCUGUGCCCAGCCAUACAGCCAUUAAAGUGAUGGGUGAGAUGAAAAUGUUUAGCGGCUUCUUUGAUGCACAGACCUCUGAGUCAUUAACCAUGGAAGAAGUAAUCAGUGCAGGAUUGAUGGAUGAGAACCUUCUCCAAAAAGUAUUAGCUUCAGAUCAAGCUAUAAGUGGUAUUAUUGACCCAUGGAACAAAAGCAUUUACUCCAUCAAGGAGGCAUCUGAGUUUGGGCUAUUGGAUAAAGAAACUGCUACCAGAAUUCUGGAGGCACAAAUAGUUUCUGGAGGAAUUGUUGAUUUCAAACGUGGCAAAAAAAUGUCUGUCACUUUGGCUUCCAACCUUGGCCUGAUACACAAAUCCAGCCAAGAAAAUCUUAAGAAGCUGGAGAAAGCAUAUAAAGGCAAAUAUGCUGAAGUCACAGUGAAAGAAAAACUCAUUGCUCUGCAGGCUGAAAUAGGAGGCAUCUUGGAUCCUAAAACUAAUGAACCACUGACCAUUAUUCAGGCUGUAAAAAAGGGACAUCUGAGUGAGGAAAAGGCCUUUAGACUCCUAGCUAAGCAGAUCGCCAACGGAGGCAUCCUUCAUCACAAGACCGGCAUGAGACUUUGUGUAGAUGAUGCUCUGGAACAUGAAUUGAUUGAUGAAAACUUCUACCAAGAUCUCAAAAAGGCAGAAGACCUAUGCCUGCACCAUUCCAUUUAUCCUGAAAGGAACAAAAUUGUCUCCUUGCCUCAAGACAUAUCCUUUGGAUUAAUCAGUUCGGAUUUUCAAAGAAAAGUUCAAGAAAUACAAGCCUCAACUGGAAGCAUAUUUGAUCCUGGUUUUGGACAGAAGAUUACAUUGACUGAAGCUGUUAAGAAAGGAUUAAUAUCCAAAACAGUUAUGGAACAAGCAGCAAUCACUUCUGAAAUGAAGGAAGCUAUUCUUUAUCCAGGUAGCUGUAGAUUGGUCCCACAUUCAGAAUUGGUCAGAAGGAGCAAAAUUGACAUUGAGUCAGGGCAUAGAUACUUAGAAGUUAUUCCCUUUCAAGACAUAAAAGAUGAGGUGACUGGGAAUGUAUUGUUGUGUUCUCAGGCGGUUAAACUUGGCAAAGUAGACCCCAUGCUUGCUUUGAGGUUGCUGCAGGCUCAGGCAGACACAAGUGGCAUCCUGGAAACUUCUACUGGCCAAAGACUGUCCUUGGCAUCUGCACUGGAAAAAGAAGUUCUGGAUGAAGAUACAGUUAAAAUCAUUGCUAUUAAUCAGAUUUUGACUGGAGGGAUUGUUAGUGCUGAGAGUGGAAAGCGGGUAACCUUGAAAGAGGCCACUGAAAAAGGCUUAAUCACCCCCAAAUUAGCCAGUGCAAUUCAAGAACCUGAUCCAGUCACCAAUAAAUGUGGACAUGACUUAGAAGAACAUAAAGGCCCUGAGCCCCAAAGGUUGCUACAAAAUGAUGCCCCAAAGCCUGAAACAUUGGCCAUUCAUAAAUAUCCUAGUAGUGAAGAACAAAUUAUGCCAUCUGAAGCAACAUACUCUAAUACGUCUGCCAAAAUCGGCAUUACUUCAUUGAAAACAAGUGGGAAGAAGGAGAGAGAUGAAUCUAUUGCCCCUUCCCUUUCUACUGUCUCAACUGUGGACAGCUCAUUCAGUCCGUUUUUAGAGGAGAACAAACUGGCACCUGAGCUUGCCUUCAUGUUGGACCCAGUUGAAGACCUGAGAAUAAGGACCCAGAAAAAAAAUAGUAAAAAGAAAAAUAAGUUGAGGAAGAAAGAACUUUUUAAAGGAAAGCUAGAAAGACAAACAAGAAGUAAUCAAGAGGCUGAAAAGAUACUGGAAGAAACUUUCCCUGUGGACAGUAGCACAAUUUACGGAGACCAGGAGCAGAAAGAAAAAGUGUUUCAGCCAGAAGAAAGUGCUUGGGUAUCCCUUGGCCUUGAAAUAGCUAAUAGAACCCUGUACAUAGAAUCUGUAGAGGGGCAGAUAUCCAAAGAACACAGUUCUGUAAUUCAACAACAGAAAGAAGAUGAUGAUAUACAUUUUCAAGGCUCUACCAAGAUUGUAUCCAACAAGCAGGCUGAUAACAAAUUGCUUAAGGAUGCCAAAAUGGAGCUAUCAAAUCAAGGUUCAGAAUUAAAAACUCAUGAACUCAGCAAUUUGGAAAGUGUUGACUUAAAAACCAUUAAGAAAAAGAAAGAAAAAAAGAUUAAGAAACAAACGGCUCCCUCAUCAAAUUCCAGGGACACCACCAUGAGAAGAAGUAUUAAGGGGGAGUUAAUCCCUAGCACUGCAGAAUCCUUGCAGGAAAAUCCAUCUGGUGGAGUGACAAGCCCACUUAAACAAGGUGGAGUUAAAAGUCAAGACCAUCAAGCAGGCAGGAAAGAGAAGCAACAUGUUGGAGUUGAAGAGAGCAUUGUCCAAAAGAGAGAUGUACCAGAAGAGGUUUGUGUACAAAAGGCAAGACUUUACACAGAUUCUUUGACAGAUACCAUAGAAGGACCAAUAUUGCUUAAAAAAAAGGAAAAGUCUUUUAGUUCAGAAGAGCAGAUACCCAAGUAUACAGAAUCCUUGGGGUCUUCUGAGUCAAAAUCAGAAGCUUUUCAGAACAGAAAAAAAUUAGAGGGCAAGUUAAGUUCUUACUCCUCUGUGACAUCAUUCAUACAAAAAGAAGCUGGAGUCAAAGAAGCGCUUGGAAAAGAUGAAAACAUUGAUCAUAAAGAGCUGUCCAUGUCUUCAGAAGCAGAAGAGUUGAGGCAAGAAAGUGACAAUAUUGAACCAGAGGGACAAACACUACAAGACAAGGAGUUUCCAGAACGCAGAAAUGAUUUUUCUGAAAAGCUAUGCACGCAGCAGGAAUCAGAAGAAAUCAGAGAAGUCGUGAAUGUUGAUGAUUCUUCCUGCGUGGUUGAAAAUACAGAAGAGAAAUGUCAAGAUGCUUCCACAUCUACCAAGGCUCCAUUUAGCAAGUGGCUUUGCCUGAACUAUGAUGAAAGGCUGCUUGCGCUGCUCUCCAGAGUGCGGAGCAUUGAGAUGCGCAUGCAGAGGGUUCAGCUGGCGGAGCUGAACCUCCAAGCGCUGCAGGAGCUACUUCGCCAGGCUGAGGCCUUGGAUGGGGAACUGAAGGAUCUGUCAGCGCCUAUGAAUCAGGAGCUGGAAGCUGUGGAAGGGCUUGUGGCCAGCUCUCCUCAGGAGGUCCCGGAGCAAUUACUGAAGGCUUUGGAGAAGGAUGCCAAGACUCUUUUGAAGUCUUUUGGCUCCGUCCGUGAUGUCCUGACUUCUUGGCUGCUAAACCUUUGCACUGCAGCAGAAGCAGAAAAGGCUAAAAUCCAAAGUCAGCAGGCUGAACUCCAUGGCAAAUCGCAAGGGCUGCUGAAGUGGGUGGCAGACUCCACCCAGAAACUCGAUGUCCUUGAAUCCAAUGCUGGGAUGAAGGGCGGAAGCUGGACCCCCUACCUUCAGCGAUGCAAGGAACUGGCAAAGCCCAUCACAGAGACUAAAACUCAACUUGAUGAGAUGGCCUUGAAUAUCCAGUUCUUCAUUUCUGAGCACAUGCAAGACUUGAACACUGAGCAAAGCGGGCAGUUGCUGAGGCUGCUGAAUGACCUGCAGAGGACUUUUCGGGAGUUGUCCGAGAGAGUGACCGCCCACACUGAGGUCCUCCAGACACUGCAAGAACAACAAGCCAUACGAGACCACAAGCUGCAGGAGAUGUGCACCUGGAUGGAUCAGGCAGAGGCCCAGCUGCAGGGUUCCCAAGCAGCCACAGCAGGGGCAUCAGGGGAAGACCUCUCCGUCCUGGAACACAACCAGAAAGACGUGACCGACCUGCGUCGGAGCCUGCACAGCCGGACGGCUUCCUUCACAAGUGUCUUGAAGGCAACAGAGGACUUUCUGGAGGAGAACAGAAUCAACCUUCCCCUUGGAGAGCUGGAAUCCCUGCAAGAAAAGCUCCACCAGGCUCAGGGGCGGUACCUGUCUCUGCAGGAGAGGGUGGAGGCCGCCCAGAAGGAACUUGAAAGUGCUGUGAACUCUGUGAUGCAACAACAGACAGAAAAGGUUAGAGUUAUUAAAGACUUUGAAGAAAAUCGGAGUAAGAUUGAAUCCCUUCUACACUGGGUGGCAUCAGUGGAGAAGUCUAGAGGGGUCCCAGAAGAUAAAUUGUGGUCAGUGGGAAAAGAUGGUAGAAGACAUGGAGAUGGAAGAGUCCAAGAUGCUCCUGAUGGCCAUUUGUUGGAAAUGGUUGAAGAAAAUCUUGAUUUACACUACACGAGUUUGAAGGUCCAUCACCAAGAGCUUCUUUCUCACCAGCAAGAGGUCAUUCUAGCCACACAGUCAGCCCAGAGUUUCCUGGACAAACAAAACCACAAUCUUACACUGGAAGAGAAGCAGAAUCUGCAAAGAAGGCUAGAAGAGCUGAAGGACCAGUAUGCUGCUUCCCUGUCUCAGACAGAAGGGCACCUCAAACAAGCCCAGACGCUCUGUGAUGAGCUGCAGAAGUUUUUGCGGGACCACCAAGAGUUUGCAGCCUGGCUGGAACAGGCCGAGCAAGACUUGGAGAAGAUGUGUGCAGGGGACGGCAGCCUUGAGUCCCUUCAGCCUGUGCUCCUGCAGCAGAGUAGCUUCUCUGAAGAUGUAAUUUCCCACAAAGGGGACUUACGUUUUAUCACGAUGUCAGGGCACAAAGUGUGGGAUGCUGAGGAGGCUGUGGCUGCUGCAAGUGGAGGGGAGCCAUGCCCUGAGAUAUUAGCCACCAGCACAUUAGUGAAGAGCAAACUGGAAGACGCCAACAGGAGAUAUGGCACCCUCCACUCUAAGUGCUCUGCCCUUGGCCUCCACCUGAACCUCCUGCUGGAUCGCUCUCAGCAGUUCCAGGAUAUAGCAGAAUCUCUCCGGUCGUGGCUGCAAGAGAGUGAAGAGGCUGUGACCCGCCUCCUGCUGGAGCCCAUUUCCUCUGACCCAGACAUUUUGCAAAGGCAGCUGGCUAACGCCAAACACCUGCAGGAGGACCUUGCAGAGCAUCAGGUGCCUGUAGAAAAGCUCGAAAAAGCUGCUCAGUCCCUCCUGGAAAUACGGGAAACCCCAAUUCCUGACCACAGAGGCAUCCAGCAGACUACAGAUUCCAUUAUGAGCCGAUUCCAGAGCCUUUCGUGUCGGAUGGCUGAGCGCGCGGAUCUUUUGCAGAAGUCCAUUGCUCAAUCUCAGAGUGUCCAAGAGGCUUUGGAGAGCCUCCUUCAGUCCAUGGCUGAGAUUGAGGAAACUCUCAAACAGGAGGAUGUGUCUGCAUUCUCCUCCAUUUCCAUCCAGGAGGCCCUUGCUACAAACACAAAGCUCAAACAAGACAUUGCCAGGCAAAAGAGCAGUUUGGAAGCCACUCGUGAAAUGGUGACCCAGUUUAUGGAAACCGCUGACAGCACCGCUGCUGCCGCCCUCCAAAGCAAGCUGGCAGAGGUGAGCCAGCACUUCAGCCACCUGUGGCAGCAACAGCAAGAGAAGGAGGACACCUGGAAGAAGGUCCUCCCCCAGGUGGAACAGUACGAGCAGCUCUCAGAGAAGCUGAAGCAAUUCAUGGAGAUCCGAGGUCGGAUGCUGGCCUUGGGAAACCAACCUGAGCGGGACAUUACUCACUUCGCCCAGCAGAUCCAGGAACUGAAUUCAGAGAUGAAGCUGUGCCAUGAGGAUCUGGACAAACUGGAACAAUUAACCACAGAGUUAAGCUCUGGUGGGUUGGUGUGGACUGGCUUCUCCUCACACCAAGAGAAGGUGCGCAGUUUGCGGAAAGAGUUCACUCAGAUGCAGAAAGCCACAAAGGAAAGGAAAAAAGGAGCUUCGUCUUGUCAAGAACAGUUGGAUGUAUUCCGAAAACUGGUUGGAUCGCUCAGGCAGUGGCUGGAAGAAACAAAGAGGAAUAUCCCAGCUACUGAGACUUCUUUGGGCACACAUGAGUUGGAGAAGCGGAGACAGCAAACAGAGGUCUUUGUGGAAGAAUGGCUAGCAAAGGGGGUUCUUGUGGAGGAGAUGAACCAACGGGGCACAGCCUUACAGAAUUUAAUCAUUGAGAUUACAGCUCCAGAUGCACAAUUCAAGACAGGUCCUGUGCUCCCUGCUGGUGGUAGUUCAACAGGCAGUGUAAAUGGAUAUCACACCUGCAAAGAUCUGACAGAGAUCCAGUGUGAUAUGUCAGAUGUGAACCAGCAGUACGAAGGGCUGGGUGCUGCUUUACGGAGGCGUCUUGAGCAGCUCUCAGCCAUGUUGGACAAGAUGAGGGAGGCCCAAGAGGAGGUGAACUCUGUGCUGACAUGGUUGGAGGAGAAGGAGCAGGCUUUGAAAGCCCUGGAAGCUUCCUCAUCACCUACAAAAUCGGACACAAUGAGAGCUCAGGCAGAGCAUAAUAAGGCAUUUUUGGGUGAUUUGGAGCAGAAUGCCGUGAAGGUCCAGGCAGCCAAGGAAUCGCUCUCUGGACUCUUGGAGAAAUACCCGGACUCUCCAGAAGCAAGAAACUGGAAGAGGAUGUUGGAAGACUUAAAUUCCAGGUGGGCACAUGCCAAGCAGAUGACAGAGGAGCGCCAGCAGAAGCUAGAAAAAUCAGCCAAUGAACUGGCAAGUUUCCAGGAAGCAGAAGGCCAGCUGAGGCCCUGGCUGAUGGAGAAGGAGCUUAUGAUGAGUGUGCUGGGACCACUCUCCAUUGAUCCUAAUAUGCUGACUGCCCAAAAACAGCAGGUUCAGUUCAUGCUGAAGGAAUUUGAAGCUCGGAAGCACCAGUAUGACCAGCUGAAUGAUGCAGCCCGGGGAAUCCCCACCAGCCCUGGUGAAAAGUCUCCAUCCCACAGCCAUGUGCAGGAGGAGCUCCAGGCUAUCAACAGAAAGUGGACCAGCCUCAUGGAACGUCUCAACUCUCGUUCCAGUCAAAUCGACCAGGCUGUGGUCAAGAGCACCCAGUUCCAAGAGCUGCUCCAGGGAUUGUCUGAGAAAGUGAAAGCUGCUGGACAGCGCCUGAGCACCCAGCCUGCCAUCAGCACCCAACCAGAGGCUGUGAAGCAGCAGCUGGAGGAAACCAGUGAAAUCCGGUCUGAGCUGGAGCAGCUGGAAGAGGAGAUCACAGAGGCUCAAGCCCUGUGCGAGCAGCUCUCGGGUCUCAUUGGAGAGCAAUACCUUAAAGAUGAACUCAGGAAGCGCCUGGAAACUGUCGCCUUGCCUCUCAAGGGGCUAGAGGAUUUAGCAGGUGACCGACUGAAUCACUUGCAGACGGCACUCGCCAACUCCCAGCAAUUCCAGCAGAUGUUUGAUGAGCUCCACACUUGGCUAGAGGACAGGCUGAAGCAGCAGGCACAGAGUGGGCCAAUCUCAGCCAAGCUGGAGAGGCUGCAGUUUCAGAUUCAAGAGCAGGAAGAGUCCCAAAAGAGCCUAAACCAACAUAGUGGCUCCUAUGAAAUGAUCAUGGCAGAGGAGGAAUCUUUGCUCCUCUCUGCUCAACCUGGAGAAGAGAAGGCAACCUUGCAAAGCCAACUGGUUAGCUUGAAAGCAAACUGGGAGGAGCUGAGCAAACAAAUUGCCAGUCGGCACUCCAAACUUAAGGACUGCUUACAGAAGGCCCAGAAAUACCAGCGCCAUGUGGAAGACCUUUUCCCUUGGGUGGAGGAUUGUAGGUCAAAGAUGUCAGAGUUAGAAGUCACUCUGGAUCUCGUACAACUGGAAGCUGCUCUUCUAAGGUCAAAGGCCAUGUUGAGUGAUGUAGCAAAACGGCGCUCCCUUCUAGAGAUGCUGAAUAGUGCUGCUGACAUCCUUAUUGAUGCAUCAGAAAUAGAUGAAGAUGACAUUAGAGAUGAGAAAGCAGAGAUCAACCAGAAGAUGGAUGCUAUAACAGAGGAGCUCCAAGCCAAGACCGAGUCCCUUGAAGAGAUGUCUCAAAGGCUCAAGGAGUUCCAAGAAAGUUUUAGGAACAUUGAAAAGAAACUAGAAGGGACAAAACAUCAGCUGGAGAUCUAUGAAGCUCUUGGCCCUCAGGCCUGUAGUAGUAAAAAUUUGGAAAAACUGAGAGCUCAACAAGAGGCUCUUCAGACCCUGGAAGCCCAAGUGGAUUACCUCAGGAAUUUUACUCAGGGUCUCGUGGAAGAUACUCCAGAUGGAUCAGACUCUUCCCAUCUCUUACACCAAGCUGAAAUUGUCCAGCAAGAUUUCAAGGGGGUGAAGCAAAAAGUCAAUGAAUGUUGUAAAAUCAUGGAAAGCAAGCUUGAAGGAAUAGGACUAUUUAAUAAUCGUGUUCGGGAAAUGUUUUCUCAACUGACUGACCUAGAUGAUGAGUUGGAUAGCAUGGGCCCUGUUGGGAGGGACAUGGACAGCCUCCAGUCCCAAGCAGAUGAUGCCCAUGAAUUUUUGGGCAAACUUCAAUGUUUAAGAUUAGAUAUCCAAGUUUCUGAAGAGAAAUGUAGACAGAUGCUGGAUGAUGAAGGGAGUCCUGAUCUCAUAGGGCUGAAACGUGAACUAGAGACCUUAAAUAAGCAAUGCAUCAAAUUGACUGAAAGGGGGAAAAGCCGCCUGGAGCAGGUGGAUACCACGCUGGCUCGCGUCAAAGACUUUUACAACAAGCUGAAGGAGCUGAACUACAUGACCACUAUGGCAGAAGAGGGUGAAGCACUGCAGUGGGUAGUUGGGACUGAAGUGGAUGUAAUCAACCUGCAGCUGGCAGAUUUCAAGGUAAGAGCAUUUCCAUCCUAAAGGUCUCCCUUGUUCAUACUGUGUCCAGUCCCGAUUGUGUCUGUGACUUUUCUCAGGGGCCUACCGUCUUCCUGGAGAUUACCAGGAUACAUCAGUGACUGGGUGGUGAAAUAUGGCAGGAAAAAAAAUGGCUUGUGGCUUGUCAUUCGCCAGAGGUGAAUUUGCCUUUCAUAUCAGUAUUUACUUGGGUAGUUUUAGGAACAUUGUCCCCUCAGGGCGCAUUUGUUUAGAAUACUUGUGUUUGCGUACUUUUAUAUUAAGUUUGAUGUUUGACACAUUCCAUGUAAUAAAAGGAAAAUAAUUUACAUGUUUUUGUGAAAAAUAGUUACACCAAUACAUGUUUUGAAGAGAGGCAAAACAGCAUCACUUGCGGAUGCUGUAAUUUGUAAUCCUGCUGGGUGGAGGAUUGGGCUGGAUGGCUUCAGAAUCAUUCCUUCUGACCCUUGGACUCUGAUUUGAGUCAGAUUCUGGUCCAGAUUUCGGAGGCCUUUCUAGCUGCCUAUAAGGAACCUUGGGACACAGGGAUUCUAGGGGUUUCCUCGGGUUUUUCUAAGCGUUUCAACCUUUGUUUAGGCAAACCUUUCAGCCUAUUUCUUUUUUUAAAAUUCAAGGUUUUUUGUUUUUUAAUACAAAUUAUACAUAUUGUAGGAACAAAGCAUUGUCUGGAUCUUUUCUUUUACACCUUCCUUACAUAGUCCAUUUUACAUCAUAGUUUUGUUUUCACUUUCAGCCAAAUUAUUCUCUUCCAUUAUUUUUCAUC
This is a messenger RNA of Thamnophis sirtalis, 14921 nucleotides long. The record is from RefSeq and is a predicted model, not a curated record. Lineage: Eukaryota; Metazoa; Chordata; Lepidosauria; Squamata; Natricidae.